UUUCCGCCAUUUUAUUUCGGCUUUCUUGGUGUCGUCACUUGUGGUGAGUUGCUAAAAUAAAAAUAUUAUAUUAUAGAGUAUAUAAUAUAUAAAAAGAAUAUAGUUUAUUAUAAAAGUAUCAAGAUUCGUUCAAAUAUGAGUUACGGUAGACCACCGCCGCGUAUUGACGGCAUGGUCUCAUUAAAAGUCGAUAAUUUAACCUAUCGCACAACUCCAGACGAUCUAAGGCGCGUUUUCGAAAGAUGCGGCGAAGUUGGCGAUAUUUAUAUACCAAGAGAUCGGUUCACCAGAGAAAGUAGAGGCUUUGCUUUCGUAAGGUUCUAUGACAAGAGAGAUGCUGAAGAUGCGUUGGACGCCAUGGAUGGCAGGAUGUUGGAUGGAAGGGAGCUCAGAGUUCAAAUGGCUCGCUAUGGAAGGCCUACAUCACCCCAUCGGAGGUACGGUCGUCGCCGAAGUAGGGGCAGUAGAAGGAGCCGCUCCAGGUCACAUCGUCGGUCUUUCAGUAGAAGCAGAUCUCGCUCAGACAGCAAAAGCUCCAGAGGACGGUCAAGAUCGAUUUCCAAGGAUGAAAAGGAAAGGUCUAAGUCACUCAGCAAAUCUCGUUCAAGAUCUAGGUCUUAGGUGUUGCGGAAGGUGAAGGAGUGCAGUGCAGUAAAUUAGGCGCCUGCUCUCUAAAGGUAUUUAUAAAUUACCACCUUUGACCUAAGAACCUUUUUAUUUUAUCAGAUUUUUUGAAAGAAACAUUUCGGAUGUGUUGAAAAUGUUUGAAAAUUCAGUAAAAAUGUUUUGUUUUCUAUGUAACAUUAGUGUUUUAAGAAGUAUUUUGUGUUUAUUAUUGGGUGUUACUUGAUACCAUUUGGUGUAUCAACAAACCUAGUAUUUAGUGUCCCUAGGAAUAUAUUCAAAUACAUAGUUCACUUAAAAUCACUUUUGACUUAAUCUUACGUAAAUGUAGGAAAAAAUAAAUCAUUUAAUGAUAUUUGCCUAGGAGACUUUAACAAAAUUGUAUAUUGUUUAAAAUCAUUUUUAGCAAUUUUAAAAACAGGACGUUAUACUUUGAAAAUGGAACUUUAGGUUAGUUUAGUUUUACUGUAAUUGUAAUCAACUUGGUUUAUGAAAAAUGUAAAAAUUCCAUGAGUUUUUAUUGUACAAUUUUUUGCAUAAAAUAUAAAACACAG
Diabrotica virgifera virgifera (western corn rootworm) is the source of this 1178-nucleotide messenger RNA. It is a transcript of the gene SC35, whose product is annotated as serine/arginine-rich splicing factor 2. The record is from RefSeq and is a predicted model, not a curated record. Gene Ontology annotation, molecular function: RNA binding. The transcript is spliced from 4 exons. Bases 136 to 621 code for a protein of 161 amino acids. NCBI's taxonomy places the organism in Eukaryota, Metazoa, Arthropoda, Insecta, Coleoptera, Chrysomelidae.